AGUCAUCAGUGGAGAAUCUUGUCCGUUUCCUAGUCUCUGUGCUCAAGAGAGGCAGGUGCUAAGCCCUUGAGCCGGUCAGAGGACUUCCAAAGGAGAGAGGCUGGUCGCAGGGGCCACUGGACAACCAAACUGUGAACGUCCGUCAGCCAGUGUAGCAAGCGUGUCCUGGCAUGUCCGAGACGCCUGACCACUCCUGCUGCUCUCUCUCUCUUCUGUGAUGUGUUUUUUCACGGCGUAGAUUUAAGGCUGUGGAGUCCCUACCAUCCAACCCGUGCUGACUGGCCUGUCCAGGAUCGUCAACGGAGAGGAUGCUAUUCCCGGCUCCUGGCCCUGGCAGGUGUCUCUGCAGGAUAAAACUGGCUUCCAUUUCUGCGGGGGCUCCCUCAUCAGCGAGGACUGGGUGGUCACUGCUGCCCACUGCGGGGUCAAGACCUCCGACGUGGUGGUAGCUGGAGAGUUUGACCAGGGCUCCGACGAAGAGAACAUCCAGGUCCUGAAGAUCGCACAGGUCUUUAAGAACCCCAAGUUCAAUAUGUUCACUGUGCGCAAUGACAUCACUCUGCUGAAGCUGGCCACUCCUGCCCAGUUCUCUGAGACUGUGUCUGCCGUGUGUCUACCCAACGUCGAUGAUGACUUCCCUCCUGGCACUGUGUGCGCCACCACUGGCUGGGGCAAGACCAAAUACAAUGCCCUCAAGACCCCUGAGAAGCUGCAGCAGGCCGCCCUGCCCAUCGUGUCCGAGGCUGACUGCAAGAAGUCCUGGGGUUCCAAGAUCACCGAUGUGAUGAUCUGCGCAGGCGCUAGCGGCGUCUCUUCCUGCAUGGGUGACUCCGGUGGCCCCCUCGUCUGCCAGAAAGAUGGAGUCUGGACCCUGGCAGGCAUUGUGUCCUGGGGCAGUGGCGUCUGUUCCACUUCCACUCCUGCUGUGUAUUCCCGAGUCACAGCCCUCAUGCCCUGGGUUCAGCAGAUCUUGGAAGCCAACUGAGUCCGUGGUUCUUGCCAACCCCCCUCUGAGCAUCUACAAUAAAAAUCAUCUAAUUAGAA
Molecule: messenger RNA, 1044 nt
Organism: Rattus norvegicus (Norway rat)
Lineage: Eukaryota; Metazoa; Chordata; Mammalia; Rodentia; Muridae
Source: RefSeq, a predicted model, not a curated record